This is a messenger RNA of Pseudo-nitzschia multistriata, 1825 nucleotides long. NCBI's taxonomy places the organism in Eukaryota, Bacillariophyta, Bacillariophyceae, Bacillariales, Bacillariaceae. The record is from the annotation of a GenBank genome assembly.
AAGCACAAAACAUGGGUCCACCCGGUCGCUACCUUUCUGUUUCACUACGCCGUUGUGGGCACCUCGGUGCCCUUUCUCCACGACGCCCUGGUCGGUGCGGUGUACGGCCCCGGAGGUCUCCGCUGCACGGUGCCRCCGGAAACAGAGGAACKSCGGAAGCGCGUGGCWAUGGUUCUGGCGGCCUACUUUGCCCUGUAUUUUUGCGUCCGCCUGGYCCUGCGGCGGAAGGAAAAGGCGUAUCGUUUCUACUCGGAAUUCUACGGGAUCACGUUUACGUGCUCGGUGACGAUCCCGAUGUCCGCCCUGGGGUUUUACACCAACCGGCCGCUGGUCGCGCAGGCCUUUUGUCUGGCAGCGGGGAUCGACCAGCUUUUGUGGUGAGUGUGUGGCACGGGUUGGGUGUUUGUUUUCCGGCGUUUCCUUCCGGCGACGGUUGUUUCCUUUCGCAGCCACGGGUGAUUCUGUUGGUUUCCUUUGUCUGCUGUCGGUGUUCUGGCGUGUUGGUUCCUUUCUGCAUCCCCGUUGCCAAAUGAUUCUCAUUUGUUGUCGACUCGUUGCCUCUUGAUUGGUCGUGUCGACCCAUUGGUUGCCCGUGCUGUCGUGAAUUCUUUGCUCCGUGUGCUUGCCUUCUGAUGUUAGGUAUGUCGAUAUAGCAGGAUUUUUGGUAGUGUGAGUGAAACACAAGUAUUCUUUUUCGAACCAACCUUUGUUGAAACAAGGUUGCGGCAGCUAUACGUAUGUCAGACAUUGGUUGUUUGUUCUUACGGUAUCUUGUGUUCUGUCCAUGGCCUGCGCGUGCGUGUUGCGGUGUGAUGCGAUGCGAUGCGAUGGGGCGUGCUGCGACGUUCCCAACUUUUUUUUAAAUGGCGCAGAGGAACCUUCCCGAUCGGGGUCUGCAAGUAUCUUUUUGCACCCGGAACCAACUGGAUCAAUCGCAUGACAUCGACCCACCACCUCUGGACGGUGAGUACGGCAUCUCGGGUGUUUUGUCUUGUCUUGUCUUGUGUUAUCUCCUCCUUUUUUCUUCUUCUCACCAAGGACCGCCCGCCCGCCCCGUCUCGGCGUUUUGGGCAUCCGGCGCACGAAUGAAAUGAAAUGAAACGAAAUCGCCGCCGGCAGAUCCCCCUGGUGCUGUGGGUCAGCGGAGGGGCCCUUCACCCGGUCGCCCUGCCGCUCUCGUUCUGCGUCGUCGGGACGAGCGCCCUCGUCUCCUUCUGCCUGACGCCCGUCGCGAUACGGGCUCCGCACGGCGACAGCGAUCCGGACAUCUACCUGAACGUCAACCUGUCGCACGAGAUGGUGAGUGGGCUCGGGUUUGGUGUGGUCUGGUCUUGCUGGCCGCGGCUUGUUUCGCACCUCGUGGCGCUGCGGCAGAACCAACGAGCGAAUCUUUGGGAACAAUCGGCCGGCUCACGCGCUUGUGUGUGUGUGUGUGUUUGGUGCGUUGUUUCUUUCUUUUUUUUCUUCUCUCGUUCCUCCAGUGGGCGGACGUUCAGUGGGAUAUCUUUCGCAUCGGGGAGGAAAGGAUUCCCUACCUCUUGCGGCUCGUGUGCUGGUGGUCCAUCACGAACGCAAUCGCCUUUGUGGUGCUCUUCGGAAUCUCCUGGCCGUUUGCGGGAGGGGCCGCCCCGAGCCUUUGCUGACGCGACAAAACAAAUGUGGAUGCGCAACACGAGUGCUGGUUUCCGGCCGAGCCGUACGAUGCCAACAGGUGCUACGACAAGUAUCACACACUUUUACUAGAUGGUUCGCUGCCGAAGCGUUCUUUGCACAAAGCGGCAAUGCAACGUAACGUAACAUAACGCAAUACAACACAAACACAAAC